Molecule: messenger RNA, 2639 nt
Organism: Chanos chanos (milkfish)
Lineage: Eukaryota; Metazoa; Chordata; Actinopteri; Gonorynchiformes; Chanidae
Gene: elk3
Product: ETS transcription factor ELK3
Exons: 5
Coding region: 327-1514 (395 amino acids)
Biological process (GO): cell differentiation; regulation of transcription by RNA polymerase II
Cellular component (GO): nucleus
Molecular function (GO): sequence-specific DNA binding; DNA-binding transcription factor activity, RNA polymerase II-specific
Source: RefSeq, a predicted model, not a curated record
AGUAGAAUAGAGCGAUGUUGGCCAUCAACGGGCCGAGCGCUUGGAGUGAGGAGGAAAAACGUGUUUACACAGACGGCCGAGUGCCUAGGGAAUAGAGCGCGAGGGGAAGUGAGCCGGCUAGCUGUCUGCCUGCACUAACUUCCUGCUCACUGCUCAGAGAGAGAGAGAGGGAGAGAGAGAGAGAGUGUUAAAAAAAAAACAGACGGGAUCCCAUUACAGUCGGACUGAGCUGCCGAGACGACCGACAGCAUGGAAAAACAGCGCAUUUUACGGAAUUCUUUUUAAUAUAAAAAGGACAGAAGCACUUAGAAAACACAAACCUGGACAUGGAGAGUGCUAUCACUCUGUGGCAGUUUCUCCUGCAGCUGCUGUUAGACCAGAGCCACAAGCACCUGAUCUGCUGGACGUCCAAUGAUGGCGAGUUUAAACUGCUCAAGUCUGAGGAGGUGGCCAAACUCUGGGGUCUCCGAAAGAACAAGACCAACAUGAACUAUGACAAGCUCAGUCGUGCGCUACGCUACUACUAUGACAAGAACAUUAUCAAGAAAGUAAUUGGUCAGAAGUUCGUCUACAAGUUUGUGUCGUUUCCUGACAUUUUAAAGAUGGAUCCUCAGGCAGUCGAGCUGGGGCGGGAUGGAGGCGGAGCAAUGCUUCAGGAGGCGGAGUCUGACGGAGGGGAUGGGGAGGAGUCCUCAAAACUGUCCCUGUCAUCACUUAGGAGUCCUUGCAGGAACGAAUACCUUCACUCCGGUCUGUACUCCUCCUUCACUGUGAGCUCCCUCCAGGGCCCACCCUCACUGCUGCGACCAAUCAAAGUGGAGAAACAGCAAGGGGUGGAGCGAGGGGAGGAGGGACCAACUGUCAUUAGAUUUGUCACCAAUCGUUCAGAUAAGGUGGUCUCUCUCCGCUCCUCUCCUCCACCCUCCUCUGCAGAGGUCUUCUUCACCUCUAAACCUUCCCCACACACCUCCCGUACCCCCUCACCCCCUAGUAGCCCAGCCUAUCAGCUGCGGCCGGGGCGCAGCCCUGAGGCCAGGAUGGACGAAUCAGAGCAGAAUGCUCAACCUCUGAACCUAUCGUCAGGCCACAGGGAGCGAGCUCAGGCACAAGUCCCUCCCCCUGAGAGGAAGGCCAAUAGUAACGGACUUCCUCCAAAAACCAGGAAGCCAAAAGGGCUUGAAAUCUCUGCCCCUUCAAUACUGCUUUCAGGAAAUGACCUUGGUUCCAUUGCCCUGAACAGUCCAGCAUUGCCAUCUGGGUCAUUAACACCAGCCUUCUUUACUGCACAGACACCGUCUGGUCUGUUGCUGACUCCCAGUCCUCUUCUGUCCUCCAUUCAUUUCUGGAGUAGCCUGAGUCCUGUCGCCCCUCUCAGUCCUGCUCGACUACAGGGACACGGCUCCCUCUUCCAGUUUCCCACUCUGCUAAAUGGACCACUUCCUGUGCCUCUCCCCAACCUGGACUCGUCCACUUCCUCCUCCCUUCUUCUGUCCUCCAGUGCACAGAAGUCCUGAUUCUAGUCCGACCGAGCCACAUAAACACACACACACACACAUACACUAACACUCACACACACUCAGACAAACAAAUACAUGCUCAUACCGCAGUCAUUCUGAAAUUUGAAGCCUUGUUGUCAAGCAGAAAUCAACUCCCUGUAUUGUGUCAAACCUUCAUCUAAAUCAGCAUUGCGAUCAUGAUUUGAUUGAGACGAGCUUAACAGUGUGUCUUUAUUGUAAGUUUUAAUCUGAACUCAGGUUGGAUGUCACAGUGCUGACUGGUUGCCUUCGUUGUGCUCCAUUGAGCGUUUUUUUCCAUUCAGUGAUAUGAAGGACCUUCUCACUGAGGAGCUGAACUGUUUGGAAUUGGACAAAGAUUUUUCCAAACAGAGAUAUUUUUUUUGUUAUUGUUGUCACUUAUUUCACUAUCUCUCCCGUACUGAUAGAUAUUCAUGAAAUACACACACACACACACACACAUUCAGCAGUGCUGGAGUUCUCACACCUAACUAUAGCACUACAAACAUAUAUACAUAUAAAAACGCCUUCAUUCAGUGGUGCUGGUGCAUCCCAAAUCACUCCACACAUAUGAACUAUGAAAGACCAGACAGUCUUACAUGACAUGACCACAGUCAGGCUUUAAAGCGUUCUCUCCUCUUUCCUGCAGAAGUCUCUGCUGUGCCGACUCAUUCAGAUUUGGCUGGAAAUUGUAUUCCAGAGCCUGGGAGGGAUUCUUGUUAAAAAUUCAUGUUAGAGGGAACCUAUUUACUUGUUUUGUUUUUAAUGUUGACACGUUUUUGUUUUGUAAUCUCCGUCAGAGGCUGUGAAUCAGGUUUUGCGUUUGUGUGAUGAUUUGUCUGGAUUUGUAUUGUAUAAUAUUGUACUGUAUGCACUGUGCUUUAAGGUUGCUACCGGCUGUGCCUUCUCUCUGUAAGAAUUGUAUAAAUGUAUUAUUUUCCAGCUUAAAAAAAGAUAAAAAUGUAUUAAACAAAAACUUCAUAGACGAAAUUCCAGUUCAAUAUUGGAAAGAAAAGCUUUGUAAUAGCUUUUGGUAUUUUUUCAUUAAAGAACCGAUUAAAAAUGUAUUCUCUUAUUAAUUUUAUAUUUUGGCUUUUUUGAAGAGUGCAGAACAUGUGCCUCUUG